AUGCCGGUCCCCGAAAAGAUCGCUGGUGACUGGGCGCCUGCCGCCUAUCGGACAGUCGCGGAGGAGCUCACGUCCACCAUCGAUCUUGGCGGCUCAGCAUCAGAGAUCAUCGACUCGCUCGUGCACAUUCACUACUCUGUAUACGCGGCCGCCGAGAGGCUGAAGAAGCGUCAGGGUAGGAGGCUUUGGAUGGGACCAAGGAGCUUCUUGGACUUCAUUCAUCACUGUGAGUGCAAUCACCGCAUGCCUUGGGCAGAAUCCGUAUCGCGAUAUGUAGCUGAGCAUUCCUGAUGCUCGUUGUCACACCCCUCAGAUGUCUCCCUCACGAAUGAGAAGCGUUCUGCGCUCGAAGAAGAGCAAAGACACCUCAAUGUUGGUCUUGACAAGCUGAAAGAAACUGUGAGUGAAGACUACGAUGAGGCCUGCGUCACAUUCGUGAGCUCAUGAGAUACUGUCCUUGGUGCUCGCUCGCAGGUGUUGGCUGUGGAGGAGCUGAGAAAGUCGCUCGCUGUCAAGGACACGCAGCUGAAGGCAAAGAAUAAGGAGGCUAAUGACAAGCUACAGCGAAUGGUAGCAGAUCAGAAGCAAGCUGAGGACAGGAAGGUAGAGUCGGAGCGAAUGCAAAAGGAGCUCGUCCGACAGCAGGAGGGCAUUGUAGUGCGGCGCGAAGAAGUCGAAGCCGAGCUGGCCAAUGCCGAACCCGCAGUGCAAGACGCAAAGGCCGCUGUCAGCAACAUCAAGAAACAGCACCUGACAGAAGUCCGUUCGAUGGGAAAUCCGCCUGCACCGGUCAAGAAUGCGAUGGAGAGCGUCUGCAUCGCUUUGGGUCACAAAGUAGACAGCUGGAAGACUGUGCAAGGUAUCAUUCGCCGAGACGACUUCAUCGCGUCCAUCGUCAACUUCGACACGGAGAGGCAGAUGAACAAAGCUGUGCGCGACAAGAUGCGUCGCGACUAUCUCUCUAAGCCAGACUACAAUUUCGAGCAGAUCAACCGCGCUUCCAAGGCUUGCGGCCCACUGGCGAAGUGGGUCAUUGCGCAGGUGGAGUACUCGGACAUCUUGGACAAGGUCGGUCCGCUCAGAGAGGAAGUCAAUGCGCUCAGUGAAGAGGCAGAAAGAUCACAAGCAGCAGCCGCAGCGACAUUGGACAUUAUUGCCCAAACGGAACGGGACAUCGCGCGCUACAAAGAGGAGUACGCCGCAUUGAUCAGCGAGGUGCAGGCCAUCAAGAGCGAGAUGGAAAGAGUGCAGACGCGUGUCAACAGGAGUAUUCAAUUACUCGACAGUCUCGGAUCCGAAAAGCAGAGGUGGGACAGCGCAAGCAAGACCUUUGACACCCAAAUGAGCACGAUCGUUGGCGAUGCUCUUCUCUGUGCUGCAUUCUUGACGUAUGCUGGAUACUUUGACCAACAAUACCGCGAAGGUCUGUGGACAGGCUGGGUGGAUCACCUGACUGGAGCAGAAGUCAAAUUCAAGUCGGGAUUGAGCUUCACGGAAUACCUAUCUACAGCUGAUGAGCGCUUGGAUUGGCAAUCGAAAGGGCUACCAUCCGACGCACUUGCUACUGAAAACGCCAUUAUGCUACAACGCUUCAGGCGCUACCCACUUCUUCUGGAUCCCUCUGGGCAGGCGACCGCCUUCUUGCAAAAAUGGUACCAGGAUCGAAAGCUCACAGUCUCGUCAUUCCUGGACGAGGCAUUCGUCAAGAACCUCGAAUCUGCGCUGCGUUUCGGCCAGCCUAUGCUCGUCCAAGACGUCGAGAAUUUGGACCCCAUCGUCAAUCCAGUCCUGAACGGCGAGCUCAGACGCACUGGUGGCAGAGUUUUGAUCCGGGUCGGUACCCAAGAAAUCGACUUUAGCCCCUCUUUCACGAUGUUCUUGUCUACGCGCGAUCCAUCAGUGGAGUUCACGCCGGAUGUUUGCUCGCGGGUCACCUUUGUCAACUUCACAAUGACUCGCGAGUCCCUCCAAAGUCAAAGUCAAGAUCAAGUGCUCAAGGCCGAACGACCCGAUACGGACAAGAAGCGCACGGACCUGAUGAAGCUGCAAGGAGAAUUCCAGCUUCGCCUGCGCCAUUUGGAGAAGAGCCUUCUAAACGCGCUCAAUGCUAGUGAAGGCAACAUUCUAGAUGAUGACAAGGUAAUCGAUACCCUCGAAACUUUGAAGAAAGAGGCUCGCGAGGUCACCACAAAGGUAGAAGAAACGGAAGCUAUCAUGCAAGAUGUAGACGCCGUCACUCGGCAGUACGAACCACUUGCCAAGGCAUGCUCUUCUCUUUUCUUUGUGCUCGACCAGCUCAACCUCGUCAAUCACUUUUACCAGUUCUCACUCCGAUUCUUCUUGGAUAUCUUUGACUUUGUGCUGCGCCGCAACCCUCAUCUUCAGGGUGUCUCAGAACCCUCGGAGAGGCUUCGGAUUCUAACCCGCGACCUCUUCUUGGUGGUGUACAAGCGCACUAGUCGAGCUCUCGCACAUCGAGACCACGUCAUGCUUGGAGCUCUCUUGGCACAAAUCUGGAGUCGCGAAGGGUCGGAGCCUGAGGCGCUUGACUCUGAGGAGUACGACUUCCUUCUCGAGGGCGGAGAUGUAGUUGGUCAACCUCCUGCCUCGACAGGAGGCAUCUUGGAUCAAAUCUUCUCUCCAGAGCAACGCCAGCGAGUCGAAGCUUACAAGCGGCUACCUGUAUUUCGCGGCUUGACAAAUCACGCGGAGCAGCAUUCGGACGAGUGGCGAGAAUUCCUAGCGUCUUCAACUCCAGAGACCGCUGUGCCACGCUUCUGGCCAGAGACAACAGGUGCGUAAGCUGUUGAGUGGUAUGAUUCCGCAAAGGCGAAUGCAUCGUUGACGCGAGUCUAUCACAGAUCUCGCGGACCUCGUGAGGCGCAUCUUGGUUGUCAAAUGUCUGCGGUCGGACAGAAUCGUGCAAGCGAUGACGACACUUGUCAACACAGUGUUCGGUGCAGACAUACUUGCCGACACGGCUUAUGAUCUGAAGAGCAUCGUAUCCGAUGAAGUAGGUGCUCAAACUCCGAUCGCGCUGUGCUCUGUGCCUGGCUUCGACGCAAGCUACCGAGUUGAUCAGCUGGUGCGAUCAACGUGUGUGAAGUGCAUCAGCGUUGCUAUGGGAUCCGCCGAAGGUUUCGCACAAGCUGAUCAAGCCAUCUCAAACGGUGUGCGGACCGGCCAGUGGGUUCUUCUGAAGAAUGUGCACUUGGCGCCAGAAUGGCUCUCUCAGCUUGAGAAGAAGCUUUCGACCACCACACCCAAUCGCAACUUCCGACUAUUCCUUACUUGCGAGACUGUACCAUCAAUCCCUGUCAACUUCUUGCGAGCCUCGCGGAUUCUCAUGAACGAGCCGCCUCCCGGUAUCAAGGCGAGCAUGCUGGACAGUCUUCGAGGCAUCGCUCCAAGCCGUCUGCAAAAGGGACCUGCAGAAUCGAUGCGGCUGUUCUUCUUGCUAUCCUUCCUGCAUGCCACUCUGACCGAGCGUCUGCGUUACACGCCUCUCGGUUGGUCGAAGACGUUCGAGUUCAAUGACUCUGAUGCUGAGACAGCACUGGACACCAUAGAUGCAUGGGUUGGAAGGGUUGCCAAAGGUCGCGCCAACAUUGAUCCAGCAAGCGUUCCUUGGGACGCACUGCGGUCACUGAUCAAGACCACCGUGUAUGGCGGCAAGAUCGACAACGAAACAGAUCAGCUGCUUCUCGACACUUUUGUCAAUGCUAUUUUCACCCCUGCAGCGUACGAGUCCGCCUUUCCUCUAGUCGACAACGAGCAAAUGCCCCUCAUUGCUCCAGAGGGAACGCAAAUGGACCAGUUCAUUGCGUGGGUGCAAAAGUUGCCCGAACAGCAGCCUCCCCAGUGGCUCUCGCUUCCGCCAACUGCAGAGCGAGUCAUCGCGACAGCGCAAGGUGCUGCCCUGCUCAACAAGCUCGUGCGUAUGCGUGAGCUCGCAGACGAUGACGACGUGGCCACAACUGCGGCGACUACUGCGCCUCAUGAGGGCGCGGCGUCCUCCAGCGCUCACGCCCAGCCAGUAUGGAUGAAGACUUUACAACAAAACGCCAUCGAAUGGCUGAAAGUUUUGCCUGGGGAUAUCUCGAAGCUGACGGGCACCUCAUCGAGCAUCGCGGACCCUCUGUUCCGGUGAGGCUGCGCCAGAUAGAUAGUAGACGACUCUUUUGCGUCCGACGCUAAUCUCCUUGAUCUGCCCUCGCUCCUGACACCAGCUUUUGGGCCCGCGAGCACCGGACUGGUGCGUCGUUGCUCAAGACUGUACGUUCAGAUCUCGAGGAAGUCGUGUCCGUUUGUGCCGGAGAGACGCGGCAGAACAAUCACAACCGAAAUUUGCUGAACGACUUGCCCAAAGGUGCGUCACGUCAACCAGCGCGUCGAUUUGCUCUCCUAACACACUCACACUGAUCGCGGUGAUUUUUCUCAGGUGUGAUACCAGCAUCGUGGAAGCAGUACGCGACACCUAAAGCAAUGUCUUUGGGUCUUUGGAUCGCCGACCUCACACAGCGUCUUGCUCAGCUGGAAAGCGUCACCAAAGAGAAUCGGUACGACCGCUUUGCCGUCGUACUGGGUCUACUCUUCUCGCCGGGCGCGUACUUGACCGCUACGAGACAAGCUGUCGCUCAUACGACACGCGUCAGUCUGGAAAACCUCAAGCUUGAUCUGCGCGUCAAUGAUGGGGGUCGCACAGAGAAUGGCUUCGCGAUUGAAGGUACGCAAAUGACCACGCUCACGCCCUUUUGUUUCUGAUACUGAAAUCACGCUUCAUGGGCGCGUCCAAUCAGGUCUCAAGCUGGAAGGAGCAGACUGGCUAGAAACCUUUCUCGACGUCAACGAUGGGCGCACAGUCAGCUUGUCGCGCAGCAGCAUUCUCUGGCUCGACGGAGCUGCUGACGGUGCGAACCCAACGAAUACGCCGUCAUCUGCGACUGCGCGGCACGUUCCAAUCACCGUCUACCUCAAUGGCGACCGCGACAACACGUUGUUUCAUGUCAAGCUACCAGCAGCUCAAGGCUUGCCCGUGGCCACGGUCGCUCAAAGGGCUGUCGCAGUCCGAGCAGCUUGA
Molecule: messenger RNA, 5080 nt
Organism: Ceraceosorus bombacis
Lineage: Eukaryota; Fungi; Basidiomycota; Exobasidiomycetes; Ceraceosorales; Ceraceosoraceae
Source: the annotation of a GenBank genome assembly